Messenger RNA from Pseudopipra pipra, 4493 nucleotides. RefSeq names its product interleukin-1 receptor-like 2. Gene Ontology annotation, molecular function: interleukin-1, type I, activating receptor activity. Gene Ontology annotation, biological process: signal transduction; regulation of inflammatory response. Bases 1019 to 2764 code for a protein of 581 amino acids. The transcript has 12 exons. The record is from RefSeq and is a predicted model, not a curated record. Lineage: Eukaryota; Metazoa; Chordata; Aves; Passeriformes; Pipridae.
ACCAAGCUGCCAAAACAGGCUAUUGAAUAAGCAAAUAAAUCAGCUGAUGUCCUUGAGAUGCUCCCACCAACAGCCUCCAUAGUCUCGAGGGGCUCUUUGUCUUCCAGGAGUACGGUGUCUUCGACUAGAGAGGUUUGCAGCUGUCCGUCCUACCCCCCAAAAAACCAAAAAAAACCCCAAACCAACAAAAAACCAAACCAAACCAACCAACAAACAGCCAGUCACCUCAAAUCUCGCAAUCUUUACUUGGAGGAUUUCCUGGGGCGGAGGCUGAGCCCAGCCCGCGGCAGCGGAGGGCUGGGGAGGAUGGCUGAGGCUUGUCUCCGUCAGCCGCGUAACAGGGCGGAGGGCGUCAGCCAGCCUGGGAUAAUCCGAGGAGGAGAUUCGUAGAGCUGCGCCGGUCUUCCUACUAUGCUCUGACGACCCGCUUUUGUGGCUGGGAGGUGGCUCAGACCCAGAUGGUGCCAUCUGGGCGAACUGAAGGCUGGGGACAGUUUGGGAGUGGGAGUGAAACCUGUUGUAAAAGGUCAGCGCUUUCCGUGGCUCGCUUCCUGACAGAAAGCGUGAAAGAGCCUGUUCUCCGCAGCUGGAUCUCGGCCCCUGACUGUGGCGGGCGUCCUGCGAGCCCACCGGCGCCCCGCACCCUGCCGGGACCGGCGGCUCCCGCACCGCCCAGGAGAUACAGCCCCUUCCAACGUUUCCAGGAAUUCGUCAAAAUUUAAACGAAGGGUGUUGAAGAAUGAUUUCCUGCCGUGCCUGCUGAGGGAUGCCAGCGUUUCACUGAAAACCGGCUACCGUGACAGUCGCAGUGUUGUAACUACAUCCCGGAGUGAGGUGUGUGGGGGGGAGGCUAAACAAGGUCUUCUGCACCGGCUAGGGUGAAACGUUAUGGACAUGGCUCCAGAUACCUGGAAUUUUUUUUCCCCUCCAGAAAAUUUGGGCAAAGAUAACUCUAGCUGAAUUUUGUCAUGAGUGGGCAAACUCCACAGGCUGGUUGCAAGCUCAAGAUGUGGACAAAAUGACUGGAAAAAGGGAAAAAUUUACCUGUUUAUCAUGGCAGAAUGUGGGAAACAUGACAGCAAAAACACUGUUUUCAUGUAAUAUUGCAACAGCAUUUCUGUCUUUAAUUAUUGCAAAGAAAUGUGAAACCUACGAUGCAAUGUUGGAGCAAAUUCUUGUGCCUGACGGGCAGCCUCUUGCUGUUAACUGUUCACCAGAAAAGAGCUUGAAAAGUGGAAGCUACAACUUAACGUGGUAUAAAGUUGGUAACCAGACAGCUGUGCCUAGAGACAAACUGUCUAGAGUGCAUCAGCAGAAGAAUUUAAUUUGGUUUCUUCCUGCAAUGUUAGAAGAUUCUGGAGACUAUGAAUGUGUCAUAAGGAAUUUGACAAGCUGGAAGAAAAUGUGUACAAAAGUAACAGUUUUUGAGAAGAUUGAUGGUUUAUGCUUAAAUGAAAAAUUUGCUGUAGAGGAGGUGAUAUUCACAUCAUCAUCUGCAAAGGUUGUGUGUCCACACUUGGAUUAUUUCAGGAAUGAGAAGGAUAUUCAGCCUGUUCGUUGGUAUAAGGACUGCCAGCUGCUGGAAGGGAAAAGAUUUGCCUUCUCAAACAGUGAUCUUAUAAUUUUCAAUGUGACUGUACAUGAUCAAGGAAACUAUACAUGUGAAACAACAUGUAACUACAAUGGAAAACAAUAUAACAUUUCACGAGAUGUCAGUCUGAUUGUAGAAGUGAGCCAACCAAAAAAGCCUCCAGAAAUAUCUUACCCAAGAAACAACUCUAUUGAAGUGGAACUUGGCUCACAGGUUACAGUGGAUUGCAAUACAACAGGUGCUGAUGGGUAUGAAGUGUUUUGGAUGGGCAACGGUGUGUAUAUUGAUGUAUUUUAUAUGAGCAGAAUUUUUGCAAGUCCCUAUGAGGAAGAAACUUCUAACGAUGGACGCCCUAUGCAUUCUGUGAAGCUAAUAAUUUCAGAAGUGACUAGUGAAGAUUAUGAACAACCAUUUGUCUGUCAGGCUUCAAAUGCCUUUGGGCAGGUUGCAUCUUAUAUUAUAUUAAAGCACAGAGUUCCUGACAUACAAAGAUGGCUGACUGGAGGGCUUGUCUCUUUGUUAAUUUUAACAUUUAUUAUUUUAAUAAUCUACAAGACUUUCAAGAUUGAUUUGGUGCUUUGGUACCGUAAUUCUGUCUGUGCCCUUACAAGUAAGGAAGAUGGGAAAACUUACGAUGCAUAUGUCCUGUAUGCAAAAAGCAGUGAAGGCAAAAGUUUCUGUUGUCUGGAGACCUUUGUUCGUAGAAUACUCCCAGAUGUUUUAGAAAAACAAUGUGGAUAUAAUCUCUUCAUAUUUGGAAGAGAUGAUUUACCUGGAGAAGCUGUAGUCAGUGUUGCCGAUGAAACCCUUAAGCAAAGCAGAAGACUGAUGAUUAUUUUGGGAUCAGAAACAUCUAGUUGCUGGCUGCUAGAAGAGACCUCUGAACAACAGCUAGCUAUGUAUAAUGCACUCAUCCGUGAUGGGAUUCAAGUGAUUCUUAUAGAAAUGGAUGAAAUACAGGACUACACAAGCAUGCCAGAAUCAAUCAGAUACAUUAAGCAAAAACAUGGAGCUAUCCAAUGGAAAGGUGACUUCUCAGAAAAAUCAUGUUCAGCAAAUACAAGAUUCUGGAAAAAAGUGCGCUAUCAAAUGCCAUUCAGGAAAAAGGUAUCUUAUUCUGAAGUGUAUUUAUUGCCAUUAACUUCGAACAAUUCUGCAGCAAAGGGGAGUUAAGAAGUGCCUAUUAAAAUAAUACUGAGAAGGUAAUUCUGAAUUGUGAUGUUUCUUGCACAAAGUCUUUAUAUUACAAACUAAAUGUUUUCUUUGAGAUGUAAGAAAUAGUCAUCCCUUCCUUAAAUUACACCUUAAAAGAAAACCUCUGUGCAGCUUUAUUUCUGUUCUGGAUUUUUGACAGUGACCCAAUUUGUUGUGUUAGCCUUCAUUAGAUACGAGAAGUAAAUGUUAUGGUGAUGGUGGUACACAAUCAAAUAGCCACAGUCCACAUGAAUGUUAUAUGAAGAAGCAGCUAUGAGGUCCAUUUUUAAAAAUUGAAACUGCAGUUGAUAAAUUAAAAAUCUGUUUCUAUCAUCAGAAUUUUCCUAGUCUUUCUGUUCUUGUUACUUCUCCAUGAUUGUCUGACUUCGUCAUUGCUGCAGGAAAGCCUGCACUGUGCAAGCCUUGAGGUCCCCUUCUGAGCAAAAGGCCUUAUCCUUGUUCCUUUAAGGAGUUGGGGAAAUACAUGACAUAGCAGGUAUAUAUAAAAAUCACAACACUUAAUGUGUUUCAGCUGAACCGUUGGUACAACGUGUGCUCAACAAAUGGCUUUUUAGACAUUUGUUCAAUAAUUCUGUGAUAUCUGCUCUUUGUUUGUUUGUUUGUUUGGUUUUUUUUAAAAAAAACUUAGUCUAUUGUAAUGGUCAGCAAAACUGAAAAUAUUUCAGAUUUUUUGAGAACUGGAAGUUCUAGAAUGUGCUGCUACUCUGAAAACGAGAAGUUCUUAUUCUGUGUCUCUAACUAUACACACAGAAAUUUACUGAGAAUCUAUCAAAGGACUGUGCUUGGGCUGGGUUUCCUGGAGAGAGUGGAAAAUGGCCACUUCUGAAACAUGACCAGAUGGUAAUGGCAAGAAAUGGUAUCUUGUGUAAUUGUGAAAGGAAAAGUUAGAAGCAUGUGCCUAUAUCAAACUGCUUGGAAGUAGCUUGGUAUUUCUGGAUCCAAUCCAUUGUUUUGUGUGCAUCACCAUGAGAAAAUGGCAUGCUGCUUCCUUUUCAAGGUUGUCUGAAGCAGCAGGAGUUUUCAUGGUCCAGCCUUGAAGAGCAGCAUCUGAAUGCAAAUAUGAAUUAUCCUGUUGUUGUUGUUGUUGUUGUUGUUCUUUUCUGAAGUUAACUAGGUUCUUACAUCAUGUUUAUUGCUAGGAUAGCAUCUGUCAGUUGGUUCUCAGAAGUAUGUAUACUAUAGAAUAUAUUCUUCAUUGGGCUGUAUUCAUGGGAGAGAGAAAGCAAGAUCCGGGAAUGGAAAUAGAUAUUCAGAGUGAAAGAUUUGCAAUAGCAUUUCAUGGUACCUUUUCCUUUGAGAAUGUCUAGCAAAUACUCCUUAGGAGCAGUUUCUCAUUCUCCUUAUGUGGGGUUCACAACUGCAUAAUUUUCCAUAGCCUUGACUGACUUGGACUUGUUCUGAGUUGUCACCAUGAGAACUGAGAACAGGAUAGAUCUAUCAGAUGAGAUACUGUCGUUAUAGUAGAUGUUGAAUCAGUUUUCUAUUUAAAAAAUAAAUUUAAGAACUUGGAUAGUUUAGAUAAUCAUUAUUGCCAAAUUUUUACAUUGUGUUUAGACCUAGACUUGCUCAAGAAAGUUUUGAAAAUUACAUUUUCCUUCACAGAUUUUUUUCAUUUAUGUUAAAACCAGAACCCUCUUAUUCUCCAUGUUGAAGGGGAAAAGUAAUAAAGAAAAGAUGUUGAAACUGU